UAUUUGGAAAAUGGCUCUCAAUUUGUCACCAUUUUUGUCUACAAAAACCCCCCUCUUUUCCCACUCUCACUUCAAUUUACAAUCACAACAUUCAACUUCCCUUCUUCACUAUGCCCAGACCACAACAGAGAUUCCGCGGUGUCCGACAGCGCCAUUGGGGCUCUUGGGUCUCCGAAAUUCGCCAUCCCUUAUUGAAAACUAGAAUUUGGCUUGGUACUUUCGAGACAGCGGAAGAUGCUGCGCGAGCAUACGACGAAGCUGCGCGCCUUAUGUGUGGACCGAGAGCACGUACCAACUUCCCUUACGAUGCUUCUCUCUCUCGCUCCUCGUCUUCUCGCCUUCUCUCAGCUACUUUAACGGCUAAGCUCCACCGUUGCUACAUGGCGUCUUUGCAGCUAACUAAGCAAUCCUCCUCUGCUGCACGUCGCCCUCAAACUGACUUCUCCAUGGCAUCCGGCAUUGCUCCGAUCGAGCGAGUGGAAGCGGACACUACAUCGACCGCGAAGAAAAUCAAACUGGAGAGCGUGGAUUGCGGGGAGCCGUUGAUGAUUGAGAUAUUGGAUGAUGAUCAUAUACAACAAAUGAUCGAGGAACUGCUUGAUUACGGCGGAAUUGAGCUUCGUUCUGCUUCUGUUAUGCAACCUCAACCCAUUUCACAUUGACCGUUAAGUCGUCUUCUUCAACUAUAAAAUUUCAACUCUAAUUAUAUGUACAAAAUAUCAAUUAAUUUAGCUAAUUUAAUUAACCAUUAAGGGAGAAAAAAAAAAAAAAAAAAAAAAAACUUUUGAUCGUUUGAGGUCAUUAUUUCCUCUUGGCCAAUCCAGAUUUGUUUCUCUCUAGUUUGGCCAAUUGAGUGGCGGCGCCCCCAAUUUAUUUCAUGUAAUAUUUUCCAAACUCCUCUGCAUCACAUUAUUAUUAAUAUA
This is a messenger RNA of Benincasa hispida (wax gourd), 923 nucleotides long. Its product is annotated as ethylene-responsive transcription factor ERF003-like. The record is from RefSeq and is a predicted model, not a curated record. Gene Ontology annotation, molecular function: DNA binding; DNA-binding transcription factor activity. NCBI's taxonomy places the organism in Eukaryota, Viridiplantae, Streptophyta, Magnoliopsida, Cucurbitales, Cucurbitaceae. Gene Ontology annotation, biological process: regulation of DNA-templated transcription.